Messenger RNA from Penaeus chinensis, 1951 nucleotides. RefSeq names its product NADH-cytochrome b5 reductase 3-like. Gene Ontology annotation, molecular function: oxidoreductase activity; FAD binding. The record is from RefSeq and is a predicted model, not a curated record. Gene Ontology annotation, cellular component: mitochondrion. Bases 145 to 1053 code for a protein of 302 amino acids. NCBI's taxonomy places the organism in Eukaryota, Metazoa, Arthropoda, Malacostraca, Decapoda, Penaeidae. The transcript has 7 exons.
AUUAAAAAGGCAGAGGCAGCCGGUCCAAAGACGUUUCCAUUGGGUUCUGUGACGCGGACGAGCGAGGUCAUGGUGGACUGGAUUGACAACCAGGUCGCGGCGUAAUUGAAUUGGCAAAACACCUUUUAUCAUAAGAACAUCAUAAUGGAUCACGUAAAGGCUAUCCCCCUUCUGGUGGGUCUUGGGGUUGUGGUCGGAACAGCCAUUCUGACCAAGUUGUACUUGUCGAAGAAACGCGGUCCACCUCGCACCCUCCAAGAUCCCACAGUCAAGUACCCCUUGGAGCUGAUUGAGCGGGAGGAAAUAUCCCACGACACGAGACGAUUUAGAUUUAAGCUCCCAACCCCCGACCAUAUUCUUGGUCUUCCCAUUGGUCAGCACAUCUACCUCUCAGCUAGAGUUGAUGGGCAGUUGGUUGUGCGACCAUACACUCCUGUUUCCAGUGAUGAAGACAAGGGCUACAUUGAUCUUGUUGUCAAGGUCUACUUCAAGAACGUGCACCCCAAAUUCCCGGACGGCGGCAAAUUGAGCCAGUACCUUGAAGGGAUGAAGAUCGGAGAAACCAUUGACGUGCGGGGCCCUUCAGGUCUGCUUGAGUACCGCGGCCGAGGGGUCUUCGCCAUCAAGCCAGACAAGAAGUCUCCGCCAAACCUCACCACCGCCAAGAAGGUCAACAUGAUUGCUGGUGGAACAGGCAUCACUCCCAUGCUGCAGCUGGUGCGUCAGGUGGCAAGAGAUGAGGGAGACAAGACACAGUUGGCCUUGAUUUUUGCAAACCAGACAGAAGCAGAUAUAUUGUUGCGUCAGGAACUAGAAGAGGUCCAGGCCCAACACCCAGAAAAAUUUAAGUUGUGGUACACUGUUGACCGUCCAGAAGCAGGCUGGAAGUAUAGCAGUGGCUUUGUCAGUGCUGAUAUGAUUUCAGAGCACUUGUUCCCACCAAGUGACGACACACUGGUGCUCAUGUGUGGGCCUCCACCUAUGAUCAACUUUGCCUGUGUCCCAAAUCUGGACAAACUUGGAUACUCGCCUAACAUGAGGUUUGCCUAUUAGAAGCUGCAGAAGAAAGAUGAAUAGGGGCAGGCAGGGAUCAGAAAACCCAGCCCAGUUGUUACAAAAAGAUGAAAAGAAUGAAAGGGAUGUUUCCUGUAGUCUCAAUAUCCUAAUCCCUUGCCAAGUAGUCAAGUUAGGAUAUUGAUAUGUAGUGAAUGGCAUAGAGGAUUGUGGUCAGAGUUUUUCAGUUACAAAGAAGCAUCUCGUAUUCAGUUACAAAGAAGCAUCUCGUAUUCAGUUACAAAGAAGCAUCUCGUAUUAAUUUGUUUGUCUCUUGCUUUGCCUUACACGUUUUUGAUAACAUGUCAGAAGUAUUACUAAAACUAGAGCAAGCAUUGUGACCAGUUCAUUUUUCACUAGACUCUGAGAAUGAUAUCGGUCAACAGUAUUGAGUUGCUUGACCAUCCCUUUGACUGCAAUGUCAGGUUCCCCUGUUAUAGGCAACCAUGCAGCUCCAGCUUGCAUUCCUGUCUUUCUCUUUGUAUGGCAUUUGUAGUGUUAAGUUGUUUAUUGGUAAUGUGUACAACAUGUGAUAAUUUAAAAGAUUUAUUUUCUGUCAUCAUUUCCUUCUUAAUAUUUUAAAAAAGAAACACCUCAAGUUACCUGUCACAAUGGUAGUUUUAUUUUAGAUAAAUCCCAGUUUGAUGUUAACUCAGUUUUUGGAAGUAACGUGCAUGUUAUUUUAAGCAUUUAAAUUACAUGUUGUCUUGUUUUAGAUAUAUGAAAUUAAAGUUUGUAUAAAUGUUUGUCUUGUUUAUGAAUUAAUAGAGCUUUGAAGGGAGUAAUGAAGUAACCAGAAGAUUAUAACCAUGUUAGAAUUUGGGUGUUAAAUGUGUCUAGAGCUGGUAAGAAGGAAUUGCAGUGAGAUUGCUGGGUAAUAAAAAGUUCUCAUGACAAA